AUUUUGCUCUCAACAGUAACAUUUCUUAAAUAAUUUUAUUAAUAAAUUAUUGCCUAAAUGCCUACUGAAUCCAUAUGAAUUGUACAUAAAAGAUUGCAACUUGUCACUGCAGUCCAACUGAAGUAAGUCAAAACUUUGCCACAAACAUUAAACAAUUGCUUCGCACCAACAAAUCAUCUUAUGGGAGGAAGUUGUGAUUAAACCAAAAAAUUUCAAGAAUCCAUAACUCUUGAACCCUUUCAUCAUCAUUAUUUUGGAAAGAAAGGGGGGGAAAUGGUUUUCAAGAAGAAUUACCUUGAUUUGAUAUUGGUACCUAGUGGCUUGCCGAUCAUGUUUGCAUACCACCUCUUCCUUCUAUACAGAUAUCUUAAUCUCCCUCACACCACAGUCAUGGGGUUCGAAAAUAAUGACAAAAGAGCUUGGGUUGAGAGAAUUAUGCAGGCAGACAAAAGAGAUGUUAGUAUUGCUCUAACUGUUAUAGCUUCCAAUACAACAGCAGCAACUUUCCUAGCAACAAUCUCCUUAACUCUCAGCUCUCUUAUUGGAGCAUGGCUAGGGAACCCCUCCAAUAACAUCUUCCAAAGCGAAUUAGUCUAUGGAGACACUAGACCAUCCACCAUUUCCAUCAAGUACUUAUGCCUCCUCACUUGCUUUCUCCUAGCUUUUUCAUGCUUUGUUCAGUCUGCAAGGCACUUUGUGCAUGCUAACUAUCUCAUAAGCACACCAGACAGUGACAUACCUGUGAAAAAUGUGGAGGUAGCAAUCAUAAGAGGAGGUGAUUUUUGGUCACUUGGACUUAGAGCACUGUAUUUUGCUCUUGAUUUGCUACUCUGGUUUUUUGGUCCUAUACCUAUGUUUGUUUCCUCUGUUAUUAUGGUCAUCGUCCUCCGUUACCUUGACACCAAUUCCACUCCGUUGCACCGGUAUCGGCCGCCGGAGAGCCAGAUGGUCAAAAGGGUUGGUGAUAGAUUAUCUGAGGCAGCUGUUGACAUUGAAGAACUUCUUGUUAGGUAAGAGUUCAAGACAAAUAAUUUUAACAUGGUUCUAUUGAUCUCUGAACCAAUUAAAUUCUCUGCUAGCCAAUUCAUGGGUAUUAUGCAGUAAAUUUUAGGUAAAAAGAAACGUUACAAUUUGUAAGCAUGGGAUUCAAUUCAAGGCUAUUGCCACAG
Hevea brasiliensis (rubber tree) is the source of this 1169-nucleotide messenger RNA. RefSeq lists its product as uncharacterized. The transcript is spliced from 2 exons. The record is from RefSeq and is a predicted model, not a curated record. NCBI's taxonomy places the organism in Eukaryota, Viridiplantae, Streptophyta, Magnoliopsida, Malpighiales, Euphorbiaceae. The coding region runs from base 274 to 1014 and encodes 246 amino acids.